Messenger RNA from Maudiozyma saulgeensis, 1245 nucleotides. The record is from the annotation of a GenBank genome assembly. Lineage: Eukaryota; Fungi; Ascomycota; Saccharomycetes; Saccharomycetales; Saccharomycetaceae.
AUGAGAUUGAGAAAUAUUUUAUUACCUAACAACUAUAAAUUUUCUAAUAUUAUUAUAAAGAGACCGUUAGUCACAAUGUCAUUGUCAAAAGAACAAACAAAAUUAUUAAUCCCAGGCCCUAUUACCCUCUCCAAGGAGGUUGUUGGUGCUUUGGGACAACAAUCAGUAUCACAUACUUGUCCAUCCUUCACCACAUCAUUCAAGGAAUCUCUUAAGAUGUUACGUCAAGUGUAUGUUGCUCAUGAGACUCGAGGUAUGCCAUUAAUCAUUUCGGGUUCAGGUACAUUGGGUUUCGAUCUGGUUGGUUCUAACUUGAUUGACCCAGCUGAUGAUAAAAUUUUAGUUUUAUCAACAGGAUUUUUCAGUGAUGAAUUUCAUGAAGCAAUUUCAACUUAUUAUGUUGAAGAUUCUAAUCAAGUUAAACGUUUAUCUGCCACAAAUGCAGGUGAUACUAUACCACUAAAUGAAAUUGAAAAUGAAUUACAGAAUGGAAAUUAUGACCUUAUUGUAAUGACUCAAGUAGAUACCUCAACAGGUGUAUUACUAGAUAUUGAAAAAAUUGCUAAUUUAGUUCAUAAAAUUUCACCAAAUACAUUAAUUGUAGUUGAUACAGUUUGUUCAUUAGGUUGUGAAACUAUAAAAUUUGAUCAAUGGGGGUUAGAUAUUUGUAUUAGUGCUUCACAAAAAGCAAUUGGUGCACCACCGGGAUUAUCACUUGGUAUGGUUAGUGAUAGAGCAAUUUUAAAAUCUGAAACGAAAAAACCUUUACGUAAUGGAAGUUAUUAUACUUCAUUUAAGAAAUGGUUACCAAUCUUAAAAGCCUUUGAAUCUGGGAAACCAGCAUAUUUUGCUACACCACCUGUACAAUUAAUUGAUUCCCUAAGAGUAGCUUUAAGACAAAUUUUAGAAUUUUCUUAUGAGGGUCAAAUUGGUAUUGAUGCAAGAGUCAAUAAACAUAGAGAUACAAGUGAUAAUUUUAAAAACAUUAUUACCAAAGAAUUUAAUCUAUCUUUAGUUUCAAAGACUUUAAAUAAUUCAGCUCACGGCCUUACUGCGUUUUAUGUUAAUAAUCCACCAUCGGUGAUCAAUUUUAUGCAACAACACGGCUAUACCAUUACUGGUGGAAUCCAUAAAGAUAUUAAGAGCAAAUAUGUCAGAGUCGGUCAUAUGGGUGUUAGUGCAUGCGAUGACUCUCUCAAUGAUAUCUCAGGUUGUCUUUCAACUUUGGGUGAUGCAUUGAAAUAG